Messenger RNA from Onychostruthus taczanowskii (white-rumped snowfinch), 2338 nucleotides. Its product is annotated as protein NEL-like. The transcript has 12 exons. The annotation marks the transcript as partial. NCBI's taxonomy places the organism in Eukaryota, Metazoa, Chordata, Aves, Passeriformes, Passeridae. Gene Ontology annotation, molecular function: protein binding; calcium ion binding. The record is from RefSeq and is a predicted model, not a curated record.
AUCGUGAAACCGGCGUGGAGCCCCCCUCCCCUGACACGGGGGCGGGGCCGGGUGCCGAGAGGGGCACGGCCUAUGGAGUCACGUCAGCGUGGGCCGGCCCAAGGGGGGUGGGCAAAGCCCUGAUGAGCGCUGGACCCGUGCCGCAAGAAGCGGCAGCGAGCACCACCUCUGCCGGGCGGGGCGGGCUGCCAUCAGCGUGGGCCGGCCCAAGGGGGGCGGGCAAAGCCCCGAUGAGCGCUGGACCCGUGCCGCAAGAAGCGGCAGCGAGCACCACCUCUGCCGGGCGGGGCGGGCUGCCCGGCCGCGGGGUGGAGGCGGUGUGUGUGUUUGAAGGCAGAACCUACUUUGAAGGACAAAGAGAAACUGUGUACUCAAGCUCAGGGGACUGUGUUCUUUUUGAGUGCAAGGACCACAAAAUGCAGCGAAUUCCAAAAGGCAGCUGUCCAGCUUUGAACUGCCCAGAAUCUCAACAGAUCCCCUUAUCUCAAAGUUGCUGCAAAGUCUGUAGAGGCCAUGACUUCUGCACUGAAGGACAUAACUGUGUGGAGCACUCUGUGUGCCGGAACCUGGAGGACAGAGCUGUCUGUAGCUGCCGAGACGGCUUCCGAGCCCUUCGAGAGGACAAUGCCUACUGUGAAGAUAUUGAUGAGUGUGCUGAAGGACGGCACUACUGUCGUGAGAACACCAUGUGUGUAAAUACACCAGGAUCUUUCAUGUGUGUCUGCAAAACUGGAUAUAUUCGCAUUGAUGAUUAUUCGUGUACAGAGCAUGACGAAUGUGUAACAAACCAGCACAACUGUGAUGAGAAUGCGCUCUGUUUCAACACCGUGGGCGGGCACAACUGCGUCUGCAAGCCGGGUUACACGGGAAAUGGUACCAUCUGCAAAGCAUUUUGCAAAGAUGGGUGUAGGAACGGAGGAGCCUGUAUUGCUUCCAAUGUGUGUGCCUGCCCACAAGGCUUCACUGGGCCCAGCUGUGAAACUGACAUUGAUGAGUGCUCGGAUGGCUUUGUUCAGUGCGACAGCCGUGCUAACUGCAUUAACCUGCCCGGCUGGUACCACUGCGAGUGCAGAGAUGGCUACCAUGACAAUGGAAUGUUUUCACCAAGUGGAGAAUCCUGUGAAGACAUUGACGAAUGUGGAACUGGAAGGCAUAGCUGUGCCAAUGACACUGUUUGCUUUAACUUGGAUGGUGGGUAUGACUGUCGGUGUCCCCAUGGCAAGAACUGCACAGGAGACUGUAUCCACGAAGGCAAAAUCAAGCACAAUGGUCAGAUUUGGGUGCUGGAGAAUGACAGAUGCUCUGUCUGCUCGUGCCAGAAUGGCUACGUGAUGUGCCGGCGAAUGGUCUGUGACUGCCAAAAUCCCACCGUUGACCUCUUCUGCUGUCCUGAGUGUGACCCAAGGCUCAGCAGUCAAUGUUUACAUCAGAGUGGGGAGUUUUCCUAUAACAGUGGUGAUUCCUGGAUACAGAACUGUCAGCAGUGCCGCUGUCUGCAAGGAGAAGUUGACUGCUGGCCCUUGCCAUGCCCAGAGGUGGACUGUGAAUUCAGUGUCCUGCCCGAGAACGAGUGCUGCCCACGCUGUGUCGCUGACCCCUGCCAAGCCGACACCGUUCGCAACGACAUCACUAAAACUUGUCUGGAUGAAACCAAUGUCAUUCGCUUCACUGGAUCUUCUUGGAUUAAGCAUGGCACAGAGUGCACCCUCUGCCAGUGCAAGAAUGGCCAUGUCUGUUGCUCAGUGGAUCCACAGUGCCUUCAGGAACUGUGACACCAACAGCUAUCCCACAAGCAGUUUCUGGAUAAAGAAUUUUCCUUCACAGAAAUAGACCUUCAGACCAAAAAUUGUUCAAAAUUAAAACUAAAAUUAGGUUGGUUUUGUCUAUCUGAAGUGCAGAUAUGUGAUGAACUCGGUUACCAGAAUCAGAGUGAAAUUUAUGGGACUCAAGACAAGCUCAGACGUGUAAACCUUUGUAUGAGGUUAGGCUCAAAUCUUCUGGCUGUUUGUCUGUCUGGCAUCCUUGUGCAGAAUGUUUAGGUUAGUGUAAAGUGACACAUUGUAAUGCUGUACAUAAUGAUGUCAAGAUCUAAAAUCAACUAGGAGCUCUUACAGGGUCUUCUGAAGCUUUGAGAGUCCAACGCUUGACCAGAUGCAGCAGAUUUACCUAAUCAUAUUUGGAACUGCACAAGUGUUUGAUUGCUUACUGCAGAACUUAGCAGAUGUUUGAGUAAAAGGAUGAAGCCUUCAGGAAUAAUGAACCUAGCAGCUAAGAUGUGACAUGUACAGUAUGUGCGCUGAAAAAAAAAGAUAGAAGUUAUUGUAAAAAACAAAAACAA